Molecule: messenger RNA, 775 nt
Organism: Nerophis ophidion (straightnose pipefish)
Lineage: Eukaryota; Metazoa; Chordata; Actinopteri; Syngnathiformes; Syngnathidae
Exons: 2
Coding region: 186-749 (187 amino acids)
Source: RefSeq, a predicted model, not a curated record
CGUUAGCAAGCAGGUGUGAGUACUUAACAUCAUCUGCUGCAGGUUGCCUGGUGGCUCUGAAACAGGAGUUAGAUUGCUGUGCUCGUCAAAGAAAAAAAAACAAAAAAAAAAAGUGAGAUGUGGAUUUGACCUGCCUUUUGUGGCUCAUUUCUUUCCCUUUGCAGCACCGUGCGGUGGGAGCAGCGAUGCUUUCGGAAUACACCCUCCAAAUGUUGUUUGUCAAACAAGAUGCCGCGAGCUCUUACGACUUAAGGCGGCGUAUUCGAUGCCCGAAGAAAUACGGGGAGUCGACGAAGGAAAGGUGUUACAUGCUGGCACCGAGUCGUUUGGACGCGUCGCGUGAGCAGAAGGAAGAGGAUUGUGCGGAGAGGCGCCUGGAGGACCGGUACGUAAGGAAUGCGGCGAUUGUUCCGGACCUCCGCGUGACGCCCGGCGACAAAGCAGGGAGUGACACGGACGUGGUGUCGGCGAGUCCACCUUUGAUGAUCCACGGCUUCACGGUGGCAGAGUAUCGGCAGAUGUAUCAUUCGGUGGUCGAUCCCCUGCUGCUGAGUCCUGGCGGGAAGUUGCGAGCCUACAACCUGGAACUGGGCCGCACUAUUAAGGAGCAUCUGUUCAUAGAGCUGGCCUACCCCACCAUUCAGACGUGCGAGCAGGCGUCGGGACAAGUGGAGGUGGCGGAGAGGUUUUGUCUGCUGCGUCCUACACCCUGUAUAGACUUGGACUGUAAUGGAUACUUGCCACAUUAAAGUCAGCUUUUUAAUUUGUCUCCAAA